Molecule: messenger RNA, 1323 nt
Organism: Magallana angulata
Lineage: Eukaryota; Metazoa; Mollusca; Bivalvia; Ostreida; Ostreidae
Exons: 5
Coding region: 139-453 (104 amino acids)
Source: RefSeq, a predicted model, not a curated record
CCUAGUUUAGAAAACAGAUAUGCUCUCGUGCUUGGCAACGCGACGCAGUCUGGCUAAUCUGGUUUUAUCGAUUUCCAUUCCAUAGACGAUUUAUCAGUCCAUCAAAUAGAUCAGCCAGUGUCACUUUCUCCUUCAAGUAUGGCUUGCUCAGGAAUUGCUGAACACAACGAAGCCAGAAGGAAAGCAGGGCGAGCUGAAUUGCUGGCAUACAGGAAAAAAGAGCUGAUGGACAGAUUCACAGAUAAUGAUAUGAAUGGAAUUGUCAAUGGAAGGGGUACUUAUGAGGAAGAAAUUUUGAGAAAAUCAGGAUAUCCCUCUGGGGCAAAUAGUCCAAAUUGUGCUGCCAAUGUUGAUAGACAAAGGCGAGAAAUGAUACGUCAGCAACAGUUAGUGGAAUAUUCUGCAAAGCUCCCUAAACGAUUCAGUUCUACGGAUUAUGUCAGUCAGUGGUAAUAAAAUCAAGAUUCCUUUUAUUAACAAAGACUGUAUUUUGGCGACAGCGAGAGAAAAGAACACUUAAGUCUACCUUUCAUUUCGGAACAGUGAUGAAAACGUGUGUUUUAAAUUUCAGUGAAUUUUGUCAGUUCAAUCAAUAUUGAUCACCUCGAUGAUUGCAUAGAUAAAGAAUAUUUACUCCCCUCACAGAAUAAAACUUGAACUUGGAACUUUAAAUACACAAAUUGUAUUAGCUUUUAUGCAAGCUAUUGAUCAUUGGUGCUUAUUGUUUCAAAUGUAGAAGAACAUGAAUUACCAACCAACAGGAAAAUGUUUUGGAAUUUAACAAACAAAGAAACUUUUUAUGUUGUUCAAUGUUUGUUUUAGAAACUUUUUGCACAUUACUUGGAUGUGGACAAAUGUGUGAUCAAUUUAGAUAGCUAGUAGUAAUAUGAUCUGUGAUACUGAUAGACUGUUAAUAUAAGAAUACAUGAUUUUAAAUUGUUAAUGCGGAGAAAUACAUGUUGUUUUUUUAGAUAUCAAAAUGUAGUUUUGUGUUGUUUUGUUGCAUCAUCAGGAGUACUCAUGUUUGUUUUACUGUAGUGAUUUGUAGACAUUGGUGUGUUCUGGGGUUUUAUUUGUUUGCAUAUAUAUGAUUUGUCAACUGUUUUUCUGGAAUGGGAAUUACUGCAAUCCCUGUCAACUCUUUGCUCUUCACACGUGGAAUUCACUAUCCAAUUGUUUUUUUUUUUUGUUUCACAGUGAUAUUGCCAUGGCAACAGUAUUAUUAAUAAUAUUUUUCACAUAUUACUUCGUUAUCAUAUGUAUAUUUUAUACACGAUUAUUUAUUUCUUUACAGUCAUACAUUAAUAAAUUCAAUAAAAAUCA